This is a messenger RNA of Ictalurus punctatus (channel catfish), 5816 nucleotides long. RefSeq names its product heart development protein with EGF-like domains 1 (gene heg1). The record is from RefSeq and is a predicted model, not a curated record. Gene Ontology annotation, biological process: heart development. Lineage: Eukaryota; Metazoa; Chordata; Actinopteri; Siluriformes; Ictaluridae. The coding region runs from base 635 to 4879 and encodes 1414 amino acids. The transcript has 13 exons. Gene Ontology annotation, molecular function: calcium ion binding.
UUGAGAAUACACCCUGGUUGGGAAGCCAUGCAUAAGAAAAUUCACACACUUAUUCACACCUAGGGCAAUCCACCUACUGUACCGUUUAAGAAGUGUAAGGAAAGCUGUGUAAGGAAGCUUCCAAGUGUAAGGAAGGUCGUGAGAUCAAAUCCAAACACUGCCUAGCUGCCCUUAACCCUCAUUUGCUCAGUUGUAUAAGUGAGAAUAAAUGAGAGAAUUGUAGGUCGCUCUGGAUAAGGGCGUCUGCCAAAUACCAUAAAUGUAAAUAACUACUCAUAUGAUGGUUCAGCUGCUAUGAACAUUGUUUUUUUUACUUACUCGAAGAAAUCUAAGCCGUUGCUCUGAGAUAUCGUGAAGAUCAUUAUCGCGGUAUCGGUUUCACUCGGUGUAUAGCAGCAGCCUGUGUGUGGAAGGGGCGGAGUCUCAGCCGCCCGGCCCGGGAUGUGAGACACGGACUAGUGUUGUGCAGUAAUAAAAACCGCUCUCUCAACCCCUGCAUGAACUUUUAGCAACGUCUCGGCCUUUUACACUUGGAGACCUGACGAAACACACGUUUUCCGAUGCUGACCCGGAUCAUUUCGCUGUGUUCUUUAUUAUUAAGUCCUCAAUAUUUCUGUCGUGUUUUUUCUUCAUCAUGGAAGCGCGUGCUUCGGGGCGCACUCGCGGUCUAGUGCUCGUGGUAGUUUUGUCUCUGUUGAAACUAACUGCUGGGGGUUUUGCGGGCAGCCCUUUGGUGACUGAAACUUAUUUAUCUACCGACACUGAGGAUUCAGAGCAAUCCAGCGAGUUUCCAACUUCCUCUGGAGCAGUGAUCAGCGAGGGGACUGCGAGGUUUGGAUACUCUUCCACAUCAAAAAUCUCAGAUCAUCCGAGUUUUUCAGAGAGGGAAUCUCACACUGCCACAGAUCAAAGUUCUGUCAAUGAGGUCACGGAGAGCUGGACAGCACCAAACAGAUCAGAUAUGUCCACUGAGUUGCUGGAUUUCAGCCCAGCAUUCAGCACUAACACAGUGACUGAGUGGGAAGAUCCUUCUACAAUAGCCAACAUCACUGAUGCCUAUACAGUAGCAGAGGCGUGGCAACCUGCAUCUGAGUUUAGGACUGUGAGAGAUCUCACUGUGACAAAGCUGACUGAGCAGGAACACACAGACCAGGAUACUACAGAAUCUGGUUCAAACACUGAUAGCACCUUCAUCUCCACCACACUUAGCCGUGCCAGAGAGCGCACUCUGCUGUCCGUCACAUCCAACAGCACCUCUCCAUACAUGGAACACUCCAGCUCCAGCUCCUUAGAGACAGCUCCACAUACUGUCACUGGGCAAGCGGAGAAGACAGGAAUUUCUCAGGAUAUGGUGUCCACUGAGGAUACGUUGUUUACUGAAUCUGGCCAUACAGUAGCAGAGGCGUGGCAACCUGCAUCUGAGUUUAGGACUGUGAGAGAUCUCAUUGUGACAAAGCUGACUGAGCAGAAACACACAGACCAGGAUACUACAGAAUCUGGUUCAAACACUGAUAGUACCUACAUCUCCACCACACUUAGCCGUGCCAGAGAGCACACUCUGUUGUCCAUCACAUCCAACAGCACCUCUCCAUACGUGGAACACACCAGCUCCAGCUCCUUAGAGACAGCUCCACAUACUGUCACUGGGCAGGCGGAGAAGACAGGAAUUUCUCAGGAUAUGGUGUCCACUGAGGAUACGUUGUUUACUGAAUCUGGCCAUACAGUAGCAGAGGCGUGGCAAUCUGCAUCUGAGUUUAGGACUGUGAGAGAUCUCAUUGUGACAAAGCUGACUGAGCAGAAACACACAGACCAGGAUACUACAGAAUCUGGUUCAAACACUGAUAGCACCUACAUCUCCACCACACUUAGCCGUGCCAGAGAGCGCACUCUGCUGUCCGUCACAUCCAACAGCACCUCUCCAUACAUGGAACACACCAGCCCCAGCUCCUUAGAGACAGCUCCACAUACUGUCACUGGGCAGGAGGAGAAGACAGGAAUUUCUCAGGAUAUGGUGUCCACUGAGGAUACGUUGUUUACUGAAUCUGGCCAUACAGUAGCAGAGGCGUGGCAACCUGCAUCUGAGUUUAGGACUGUGAGAGAUCUCAUUGUGACAAAGCUGACUGAGCAGAAACACACAGACCAGGAUACUACAGAAUCUGGUUCAAACACUGAUAGCACCUACAUCUCCACCACACUUAACCGUGCCAGAGAGCGCACUCUGCUGUCCAUCACAUCCAACAGCACCUCUCCAUACAUGGAACACACCAGCCCCAGCUCCUUAGAGACAGCUCCACAUACUGUCACUGGGCAGGAGGAGAAGACAGGAAUUUCUCAGGAUAUGGUGUCCACUGAGGAUACGUUGUUUACUGAAUCUGGCCAUACAGUAGCAGAGGCGUGGCAACCUGCAUCUGAGUUUAGGACUGUGAGAGAUCUCAAUGUGACAAAGCUGACUGAGCAGAAACACACAGACCAGGAUACUACAGAAUCUGGUUCAAACACUGAUAGCACCUACAUCUCCACCACACUUAGCCGUGCCGGAGACCGCACUCUGCUGUCCAUCACAUCCAACAGCACCUCUCCAUACGUGGAACACACCAGCUCCAGCUCCUUAGAGACAGCUCCACAUACUGUCACUGGGCAGGCGGAGAAGACCGGAAUUACUCAGGAUGCAGAGUCCACUGAGGAUGCGUUGUUUACUGAAUCUGGCCAUAGUGAGGAUUUCUCUGCAAAUGCCACCCAAAAGGAGGUCUUAGAGACUGAGGUCACUCAUGGCACCGAGAUUACCCUGUCUGACACAGGACAGCCCACAGGAUCAGAUUUUGAAUCAAUGCCUAAGACUAGCAACCCCAGCUCCACUCCACCUCUUACAGUAAUCAACAGCUCUGACAGUGAGACGGACACCAUAGCUGAUUCUUCCACCAACCAGACCUAUUAUACAGACACCAGCUCAUCUUCAUCGUUCAUACCUCCAUCUGUCCUGCCAGACAUUACACAUACCAACGUGUCUCACCAGGACAGCGAGACCACUGGUCCUACAGGUCCUGUGAGUACCAGUACAGGUGAAAAACCAGAUGAACCCAAGACCAGUGAGACACCCAAUGAACCCAUGGAAAAAACUACUAUUCCCAGUCUGACUACUGUACCUUCCACAGACUGGAAUAUGACUACCAGUGUGGAUGAGACCCAGUCCACCCAGCAUGCCUUUGUUUCCCAAACCGAUAGUCCUCCAGAGCCCACAGAGGUGCUGAGCACAGCUGCAGGACCUUCAACCCACAUGCCAACAUCUACAGAGGAGGACACACAUAAACCUAGCACUGUCCCUGUUACUAGCACCACGCUAGCUAGCACAGGCACCACAGCACCACUUACAACACAACAAUUUGAAGCCAGCACCACUGCCGAGGCUCACAGUACACCACACAGUACCCUGUCUGCCACAGUGACCACUAAGAAGACCAUGCCCACCACAGAACAGCACCACCCCACCACUGGAACAGCCACUCCCUCACUGUCUGCCAGCUCAUCCCAAUCUGGAGCUGGUUCUACUGAUCUGAGCACACUGCACUUUGAGACCAGCACUGCUACGCCAGGCAGCACCAAAGCACACAGCCAGCACACCACUGCAUCCUACAAUAAGAGCACUCCCGCCAUGAGUACUGCGGUAAUAACCACAGGAAAGCGCACUGAGACUGAAGCCACAACCUCACAGAUGCUUGUGAAGAUAAGUCUGACUCCUGGUCACAUGUGUAGGCCUCAGAUCUGUGCAAAUGGAGGCGAAUGUGUGCCGACAUUGGGUGGUUACAGGUGCAAUUGUCUGCCUGCCUGGAGAGGAGAAAACUGCACUAAGGAUGUGGAUGAGUGUGUGAGCAGUCCGUGCCCUCAAGACUCCGUGUGUGUCAACACCAGAGGUUCGUUCAGCUGUGACUGUGCCCUAGGUUAUGACCUGCAAGAUGGACGUAGCUGUACACAAACAAAGACGUUCUUAGGGAUUUUUAGUGUGAACAGUUCUCUGCAUGACUCGCACAGAGAGAUCUCACAGUUGUUGAAUGCCUCACUCUCAAACCUGCGUGGUUAUAGACGAUCAACUCUGCGGUAUUUGGACAGGUUGCACAUCCUGGCUGUGAACAUGUUUUCUAUGUCCGCUAAUGUGACCAGCAAUGACAUCUUCUUCAGGAUCCAGAUGUCUCUCAGAAACUGCAACAAACCACAGUCGCACUGUUCCUUAAAGCUCCAACACCAGCUUGCUUAUCAAGUGGAGAGUCUGUGCUCAGCCCAGAAGAAUAGAUGUGACACUCAGUAUGCCGUGUGCAAUGAUACUGAGGGAAUUCCAUACUGCCAGUGCCAUGAAGGAUACUUCAAAAAGAACCCAGAAGACAGUACCUGUAGAGACUGUGGCGAUGGCUUUAAACUUGUUAAUGGAACUUGUAUGGAAUGUGCAUUUGGAUUUGGGGGAUUCAACUGCAAUAAUUUUUAUGGGCUGAUAGCAAAGGUGGUUUCUCCUGCAGCUGGGGGGUUGUUGCUCAUCGUUAUCAUUGCUCUCAUUGUAACCUGUUGCAGGAAGGACAAGAAUGACAUUAAUAAAAUCAUCUUCAAAAGUGGGGAUCUUCAAAUGUCUCCAUAUGGUGACUUUCCCAAGAGUAGUCGUGUAUCAAUGGAGUGGGGCAGGGAGACCAUUGAGAUGCAAGAAAAUGGCAGUACCAAGAAUCUCUUGCAGAUGACCGAUAUUUAUUACUCUCCAGCUCUGCGAAAUGCUGAUCUGGAGAGGAAUGGGCUUUAUCCAUUCUCAGGCCUGCCUGGUUCACGACACUCCUGCAUUUACCCAGCACAGUGGAAUCCAUCAUUCAUCAGUGAUGACUCACGGCGGAGGGAUUAUUUUUGACUCCACACUGCCUUGGAGUUAACAGUGCUCUCAUAAGGAAUGUAGCAAAGGCUCCAUUGAUAGCAAGAUGGAGCUGACCAUGGAUAGGGACAACACUGACCACUAAGUAGCCUAUGAAUGUGAAAACAAGCUGACAGGAAAGAAAUCAACAUCAUUUCAUCCGCUUCUUAGAACUGUGAAAUAAUCACAAGGGGAAUUGUGCUCAAUAUAAAUGCUGUUAGCAAAUCCAGUGUUGCACUGUUCAGUGUGUCUGUCGACACAGAUGUUUGAUCUCAAAUGGAAUAAUCCAAAGAAGUAACACAUUUAAAGUAAGGCAAACUAUACACCUUCUAGGGUAACGUAAAUGUGUGCAUAUGUCUGUAUAAACUUAUUGUAUUUAAGCCUGAGAAGUUAGGAGAACUCUUUAAAAGCUGGUAAGCUGUAUAAAUGGUAUAUUGCUGUAGCCUGUUUUAUGAGUAGAUGUAACAGGACAAAGUAGGUCAUUAUGUUAACAUUCCCUUAAGGACAUGCAGUGAAUUAAUCCACUUGGUGCUAUUUCUUCACAUAAUGUAGAUUACGGCACUAUACCCAUGAUACCACAAUGAACAGUGCAACAUUCUUAUUUAUUCAAUUAACUUAAUGUCAUUUACAGAUAAAUAUGCUUUCCAGUUAGAUAUAAUUUCUCAAAUCAUGAUCUACAGAACAACCUUGAGGUUUGUAUGUGUGCGUGUGUUUGUUUGUGGAUGUGUGUGUGUGUGUGUGUGUGUGUGUGUACCAAGUAGCUGUUAUUUUGCUAUGUAUGUGUUUAUAAGGUGUAUGAUGUUUUUGCCAAUAACUUACAUUUUUAAUAACUGAAGUAUUUUAUGCCUACAAGUAUUUUCUUUUCUCCCCUGUGGAUGGUCAUUUAAAGCUGGCGUUUUAGUCAGACAUAUUUGAAAUAAAGCAGCAGUAAUGACAA